GUUUUCACCCCCACAUUUCCGCCAAUAAAUUAUCGUCCCAAAACCUUCCCCCAUUUUUUCUCACCCACACUCUACUCUGCUGCUCUGCUCCUACUCUGCUUUCCCACGUUCGCCUUCUUCACCACCUUCUCCCCUUUUCCCCCAUUCUUUGACAAAUUGAUACAAAAAAGAAAAGAAGGGAAACUUUUGCUUCGAUUUCUGCCCAGCCCCAGCCCCCUUCAUUAUUAUUUCCUUCAAUGCUGCCCUGUUCUUCUUCUUCUUCUUCCAGGUUCCACCAUUACUGCAUGGAAUAUUUCAGUGUCGUCUUGCCGUUCCUCCUCAUUCUCUCCUCACUCUUUACUCUUUCCGAAGGGGGAUCGAUAGGAGUGAAUUAUGGCAGAGUAGCGAAUGAUCUUCCGUCAGCAGUCAAAGUAGUGAGGCUUCUAAAAUCCCAAGGCCUGGAACGGGUUAAGGUGUACGACACCGACCCGGCCGUGCUCAAAGCUUUAUCCGGCACCGGCAUCAAGGUGACGGUGGACUUACCGAAUGAACAGCUCUUCACCGCCGCACGACGGCCGUCUUUUGCCUACUCCUGGGUGGAGAAGAACGUCCUUGCCUACCAUCCCUCCACCCAAAUCGAAGCCAUUGCCGUGGGUAACGAAGUAUUCGUGGAUACCCAUAACACGACCCGGUUCCUCGUACCCGCCAUGAAAAAUAUCCAUGCUGCUCUCGUCAAGUAUAAGCUGGAUGACGCCAUUAAAGUUUCCUCUCCGAUUGCUUUAACCGCCCUCCAGAAUUCGUACCCGACUUCGUCGGGUGCAUUCCGAUCUGAGUUGAUUGAACCCGUUUUCCGGCCAAUGCUGGAGUUCUUCCGUCAGACCGGGUCGUACCUGAUGGUGAACGCGUACCCGUAUUUCGCCUACGAGUCCAACUCCGACGUCAUCUCCUUGGACUACGCGCUCUUCCGGGAAAACCCGGGAGUGGUGGAUUCCGGCAACGGCCUCCGUUACUUCAACCUGUUCGACGCUCAGAUCGACGCCGUGUUCGCGGCGAUGUCAGCGAUCAAGUACGACGACGUCAGCAUCGUCGUGACGGAAACCGGGUGGCCGUCGAAGGGCGACCCGAACGAACUCGGGGCUUCAGUGGAGAACGCAGCUGCGUACAACGGAAAUUUAGUCAAACGUGUGCUCACUGGUGGUGGGACCCCUUUGAGGCCUCACGUAAAUCUGACCGUCUAUUUGUUCGCGCUUUUCAACGAGAACAAGAAAGUCGGGCCCACUUCCGAGAGGAAUUAUGGACUGUUUUACCCUGAUCAGACAAAGGUCUACGACAUCCCGUUCAAUCUGCAGCAGCUGAAGAAUUACCGAGAUAGCCCUUCCGGUGGGAGCGGAAACAACAGGAUAUCCAAGGGUAAUAAUGGAACUGUGGGCGGGUCGUCGGCCACACACGGGCACGGGUAUCCGGGUCAGACUUGGUGCGUGGCGAAUGGGGAUGAGGUAAAAGAGAAGCUGCAGGCGGCUCUAGAUUUCGCGUGUGGGGAAGGCCGUGCUGAUUGCCGUCCGAUCCAGCCUGGGUCCACGUGUUACGAUCCCAACACCCUUGAAGCCCAUGCCUCCUUCGCUUUCAACAGCUACUAUCAAAAGAACCGCCGGGCCGUGGGUUCAUGCUACUUUGGUGGAGCUGCCUACGUCAUAUCCAUUCCCCCUAGUAAGUCCUGUUGAUUUCUUUUUUUUAAAAAAAAAAAAAAAAUUGAAAAUGACAUUAUUAAAUGGUGAAAUGUUGUUUUUACUGUGCUGUUGUUUUUAUUCUCUGGUUUUGGGGACUUUGGUAAAAAUGUCAAGUUGGGAUCGAAGGUAAAAAAGAAAAAGAAUGAUUGAAAUGCGCUGGUGACCACUUUUUUUCAUUUCCCACUUUUGUUGGGUAAUAACUGCGGCGGUGGGGUCCAGGGUGUUUUCUGGUACAGUAUGAUACUUUGAUGGCGCCAAAUAUUUAGUGGGUAAUUAAUUGCUAAAAAAGCCAAUUGGGGUGCACGUGAUUGACUGAGAGCCAUUUUUGUUUAGUAGUAUGGAAGCACUAGUAUGUUGUUUACAUGUGUUUUUUGACUCUUGUCUUAUUAAUGCCAACUUAAAUUAUUUGGUAAUUCAUUUGGCUAAAUUAAUUGCUCUAUCGGAACGAGAAUAUGAAAGGAUGUUAAUAUUCUGAAAAUGGAUUGUUUAUUUAAAUAGGUGUGGAUGACAAAAAAGAAAAAGAAAGAGUUGAGUGGGAUGGGAUCUAACGAAGAUGUUUUUGUUUGUAUUUUGCAGAAUAUGGGAAAUGUGAAUUUCCCACCGAGUAUUGAGAUAAGAUUUGGCAGAUCGGUGGAGAAUAUUUGGGAGACCGAUUGAUGAUGAUGAUGAUGAUGCUGGUUCUUGGUAUUUGGUAGCAUUUGGAGACUAGUUUAGUUGUAGUAGUGUUAAUUGGAUUUCUAACGAUCUUAUUUUUGUGUUUCUUCAACAAAACAUUUUUUUUUCUCCCCCCUGUCACCUAAUGUAAUUAAUUAUUAAUUUAUAAUAAACAGUCGAUGCUUACUUUAUUCCCUAGAGAUCAAGGUGCUGGAUAUUUUGUAGUUAUUUUUUUUUAAUUAUUUUUCUUUUACCUGUUUAGGGUCUCAUAAUUUCUAUGAAUUGUGGAGUUUCUAUA
Molecule: messenger RNA, 2658 nt
Organism: Oldenlandia corymbosa var. corymbosa
Lineage: Eukaryota; Viridiplantae; Streptophyta; Magnoliopsida; Gentianales; Rubiaceae
Source: the annotation of a GenBank genome assembly